Messenger RNA from Ostreococcus tauri, 429 nucleotides. RefSeq names its product unnamed product. The coding region runs from base 1 to 429 and encodes 142 amino acids. The transcript has a single exon. The record is from RefSeq and is a predicted model, not a curated record. Lineage: Eukaryota; Viridiplantae; Chlorophyta; Mamiellophyceae; Mamiellales; Bathycoccaceae.
AUGAAAGCCGCGAAGUUCGCCGCCAAGGCUGCCGCCAAGAAGGCGCUCACGAAGAUGGAUUCCCCGCUCGCGCUCAUCGCAGGUGUUACCGUUGGUGUGCUCGCGCUCGGUAUUGUCGUGCAAGUGUUGCUGAUUGUCGCGUCGUUGUUCUCGAGCAAGAGCGCGGCGAGCAGCGAGCGACCGAAGCGCGACCGAAAGCCGACGACCAAGGCGCUCGAAGCCGCCCCGGCGCCGAGAGCGAAGAAGGCUGCGCCGGCCAAGAAAACGUCCAGCUCCAACAAGGCUGCGCCGGCUAAGGCCGCCCCGGCCAAGGCCGCGCCGGCCAAGAAGACCUCCUCCAAGCCGAAGAAGGCGCCGGCGAAGAAGUCCUCCUCCAAGGGACUCGCGAGCCCGCGACGAUCGACUCGCACCCCUACGAAGAAGCGAUAA